AUGAUGACGAGUCUCUCCUCGGCCUAUUCACCACAUCCUGGGGGAAUUCAUCCAGGAGUCCCUCAAGGACAUCCUAUGGCUGUACCUCACAAUCCAGGCCAACAGCAGCCAGGAAUGCCACAACAGAUGCACAUGGGAGUUUCUGGACCUGGAGGACCCCAAGUAAGCCAAGCCGGGGCUCUAAUGGGUGGCAUGCCACCUGGUGCUGGGGUCCCAAGUGCGCAUGCUCUCCAACAUCUCAACCCAAACGCGGCUGCACAACAACAUCAAAUGCUUCAGCAACAGCAGCAAAUGGCGUUCGCGAACAACUCCAACUUUCAAAUGCAACAGCAACAGCAACAAAUGAUACAGCAGCAGCGAGCUCAACAAGCUGCGCGACAACAAAUGCUGGCUCAACAUUAUAGUGGGAUACCUAUGCCCAUGCCAAAUGGAAUGAACCAGAUGACCCAGGCGCAAUUUCAAGCGAUGAGAGGAGCUGGUCCAACAAUGGCUCGGCCGGUGAACUUACCGCAACACCUCCAGCAGCAACAGGCAGGAUUGCAGGCUCAACAUACUCUGGAGCAGCAGCAGCAGCAGCAGGCACAGGCUCAACAUCAACAUCAACAACUUGUAGCUCAGCAAAUGGCCAUACAACAACAAGCAAAUGCGCAGGCCCACGCCGGGAACGGUCAAGGACAGCAAAACCAGCUUAGUUCGCAACAUAUCCAGAGUAUGCAGCAAGCUCAGAUGGCCCAAGCCCAAGCUCAGGCCCAGCAAGCUCAACACCAACAGUCUGCAGCAGCAGCAGCCCAGCAAAAUCAACCACCGCCAUCUCAACCGCAACCUCAGCCGCAGCCAAAUCCUCAGGCUCAACCACCAGUGUCUUCGCAACAACCUCAGCCCCAGGCUCCGAACAACGCCCAGCAACAGCAAGCAAUGGCGGCAGCGAGAAUGGCACAGAUUCAACAGGCACAGCAAGGCGAAAAGCUCAGGGGGCAGUGUCUAAUGAAGUUAAUGCUAUUCGCGGAUCAUUUAAGCAAUUUUGCGACAAAUUCAAAACCACUCGAGACCUAUAUGGCUAAUGGGGCGGCCUCGCGAGCGGCUGCGCAAUUGACCAAACAGCAAGAGGACUUGGGUUACUGGAUGCACUUUGUCAGCCAAUUCUUUUCUCCGAAAGGUGUUAUGCGACAUUCGUUGUGGAUGUUGGAUGAAAACUCCAAUAAGCAAUAUGAGAUACCGUUCUCGGCUCUGCCAAGAUAUUUCCACACCCAUUUCGAAAGCGGCGUCAAAUCGAUGCAGCUAAUCACCGAAAAGGGAACAGAGAGAGCUUUGCCCAAUAGCGGACAUUACAUCGAGAGUCAAAAGUCGACAUUCGUGUAUUGGUUUGAUAACGGGUCGCAGCUCGUUGCAACAGGCAGUCUUCGUGCGCACUUUGACUCGGAGCACAAGAUCGAACUCCUUGAGUUUGUGACCAAUAAUCACGAGGAAUACCUUCCCCGUGCUAAGGCGAUAGAAGCUUUCAAGCCAGUGCACGAAUGGGCCAAGGAAUGGCAUAAACUGAACACGGCACCAGAGGGCAAGCAAUCGCCUGAGCUGAAUAAGAAGAAGCCUAAACCUAUGAGAUCGCCCCCAAACCCCCCGCCUGAGAUCGACAUUGCCCACUCUAAGGUCAAACCAAACAUCGGAAUUACGACAUCAGUAUUCCGAUUUUUUGAGCUCGCUGAAGUUAUGGGGCAAAUGAAUCUUUUGUUCCAUUACUCACAUCAGCACUCAUCACUUACACCGAGCGCACUCCUUGAGCAGUAUGUUACCACCAUUGUCAACACCGCCAAUGGACCUGCACAACAAAACCCCUCGGGUCCUCGAACUCCAGCCAUGGGAGGAUUUCCGGUCGCGUCGCCGGCUCCACCUCAUAUUCAGCUACCCGGUGGAUCGCCACAUAUAACUGGCAGUCCAGCGCAGGCUCCUCACAUGCAACUUCAACAAAGCCAGCACGGGACAAAUUCUAGCGGGCCGAGCGCAAAUACGAGCCCCAACGCUAGUAACAAACGGAGGAGGCCAUCCGCUGUAAAGACAGAAGAAGAUACGCAAAUCAAUGGUGGCCCAAAAUCCACCGUUAGACCAAGUCCAAGACUAACGAAAAAACAAAAGCCAAAUGGACCCGGGCCUGGAUAA
This is a messenger RNA of Glarea lozoyensis ATCC 20868, 2154 nucleotides long. RefSeq lists its product as uncharacterized. Bases 1 to 2154 code for a protein of 717 amino acids. Gene Ontology annotation, biological process: positive regulation of transcription by RNA polymerase II; negative regulation of transcription by RNA polymerase II. The transcript is spliced from 5 exons. Lineage: Eukaryota; Fungi; Ascomycota; Leotiomycetes; Helotiales; Helotiaceae. Gene Ontology annotation, cellular component: transcription regulator complex; nucleus. The record is from RefSeq and is a predicted model, not a curated record.